Messenger RNA from Chlamydomonas reinhardtii, 5600 nucleotides. RefSeq lists its product as uncharacterized. The transcript has 5 exons. Lineage: Eukaryota; Viridiplantae; Chlorophyta; Chlorophyceae; Chlamydomonadales; Chlamydomonadaceae. The record is from RefSeq and is a predicted model, not a curated record. Bases 305 to 4930 code for a protein of 1541 amino acids.
GUUCUGAAACCAAGGACAUAACGCUGCUACUAUCUACUGCCUCGUGACCCUGCCUUAUUUAUUCUUACCGACCCACGCACGGCUGUCAUACACGUCGCGUGACCGUUCCCCCUGUUCUCCGGCCUCCGUGUUCAGCUCGUUCUUGCUGCAUCGGCCAGCUGCGACAGAGCUUCUGUUCACAACCGCACGCUAAGCAAGCAUCGCGGCAGCCGCGGACGCUAUGAGGCUCGCCCACGCACGCGGCACGGAAAGGAGUUUGAACUUGCGGUAAACAGCUUAUCACCUGUCUCAGCCUCCAGCCAGCAUGUAUUUUAGCCAGCAGCAGUCACAGCAGUCGCAGGGUCAGCACGACCGCGGCCAACGCCCCGGCAGCGGGGGCGAGCCCGGUGCGGGUGGCAGCGGCAGAGCGGCCGCGCCCUUUCGGCCUUUCUCGCAACUGCUGAACCAGCAGCGCGAUCAACAGCAGCAGGCUCGCAGCAGCCACCUGCGAGCGGGCGUAGCAGCAAUCCCGCCGCGGCCGCUCUCGGCCUCGCAAGGCAGCUACACAUCCAUGUCGGGCUCGCAGCAACAACAGCAGCUCGACACCUACUUCGGCGGCAGCGCUGGCGCCACGGCUACCUUUCAGGCGGCCCGGUCCGGCGCUGCUGGUGGCGCCGUCCGCAGCGGCACUCAGCAGGCGCACCUCCACGCAACGGCAGUGACCGGCGUCGUCAUGACCUCGUCGUUCGGAGUUGCUGGCGGCCUGUCGCAGCCGGCGCGGCGCCACACGCCGCCGCCGCCCACCGCGCCGGCGGCCCAAAUGCAGGCGGGGCGGCCGCUAUCCGGCGGUAGCGGCGGACGGGCCUGGCCGCCAGCUUCCACUACCCCAGCACCACCACCACCCCCAGCCGCAGGUGCUGCUGCUGCUGUUGCUCGGGGCCGACCUACAUCCGCGCCCGCCCGACCCACAUUCGCACCGCUGGUGCUGCGGCCGUCAGUGCUACCGAUGAAUGGUGCCGGCGGCGGCGGCGCGGCCGGUCGUGUCGCUGCAGGCGUUGGCGGCGGCAGCGACCCCGCCGGCUAUCUGCUCGCGGGGUUCUCUCUGUCGCAGAAGCACCGGAGCCUGGAGUGCACCGAGUGGCUGCCUGGCUCGCAGGGAGCGGCGGCGGCAGGCGCGGAUGCUGGCGGCGACUACGGCGAUGAGUCAUUCAUCAUGUACGGCGGUAGCCAGCACGAGCAGCCGCCGUACGGACAGCAGUACGACCAGGGCAGCCAGGGCGGCCUGACGGCGGGCGGGCGCAUGCAGGGCAGCCGACCCACAUGCUCCACUGGCAGCGGCGGCCCGCCGGAGGCCCGACCCAGAUCAGCGAACCCGCUGCAGAUGCUGGCCACGCAUUCCCAGUCGCAGCAGCAGGCGCCGCUGCCCUCUCAGGUCCACAAGCAGCCAGCCCAGCCGCACCCGCACCAUCACCACCAGCAGCAACAGCAACAGCAACAGCAACAGCAACAGCAACAGCAACAGCAACAGCAAGACCUGAUACACGUGGAGCCCAUCCAGCUCUCACAGCAAAGGUAUGAUCUGCCGCCUCCGGCGCCUCCAUCAGCCGCCGCCACUGCAGCACAGCAGCGGCACCAGCACCAGCACCAAGAGCAGCAGCAGCAACAGCAAGCCCAGCAGGGGGACGCAGGCGUCCUGCUGCCCGAAGGCGGUGGCAGCGCCCCCAAUGGUGACCUCUCCGUCCAGGACGCCGCCCCUUCAGCCCCGCCGCGGCAUCACCAGCAGCAUCACCAGCCGCAGAUGCUACAGCCGCAGGCCUGGGCGGAGCCGCAGAGCCAGCAGAUACGCACUCAGGACACCCAGCAGGAGGUGCAGCAGCCCACGCCGCCGCAGGGCGAUGCGCAGCACCAGCAACACCAGCACCAGCAGCAGCAGGUCACGCCGCCGCCGCAGCUGCAGCAGGCACUGGCACUUGCGCCCGCAUCCGCCGCGCCACUGCCACACGCGCAGCCUCCUGAUUCCAAUAAACAGACUCCUGCCAUACCGCGGUCAGACGAUGGCGACUCGGCAGGGCGCCACGCGCCCACACCCGGCACUGCCGCCGGCAGCUCUGCCCCUUCGCCCCCGGCGCCGGCCGCGGCUGCGGCCUGCGCCAUCACUCCUGUUGCGACCCCUGUUCCAGUGGGUGCGGCAGUGGCGGCGGCAGCGGCCGCCGCCGCCGGUGGCCCUGUGCCUGUGUUGGCCGCGGAGUUGGAGGCGCUGCGGGCAGCGUUGGCGGGCAUGCAGGCUAGUUGCGCGGGGCUGACGGCGCGGCUGACCCACAUGGCGGAGAAGGCCGACCGCACAGAGGAGGUGGCGGCGCUGUGCAAGCAGGUGUCAGUCGCGCUUCCCAGCGUGAGCGCCUCGCUGCUUCAGCAGGGCGAGCUACUGCAGCGCCUGCUCGCGGCGCAGCAGGCCGCAGCGGACGGCGCCGCCGCAGCCGCAGCCGCCGCUGUAGAGCGGCGCUGGGAGGAGCUGAGGCAGCUGCAUUUCGAGCAGCAGGCACAGCAGCUGGCGGAGCAGCUUCGGCUACAAUUCCAACAGCAGCAGCAGUCGAUGGCGCUGCUCCUACCGUCGCCCGUCAUGGCGCUGCAGCGGCGCGAGCAGCGCUUGCAAGCAGUGCCGGCGGCGGCGGCGGGAGCAGGGAGCAUGGAUGCUGGCGUGCAGACGUCGCCGUCCGUGGUUCCGCGCAUGAUGCUGCUCACCGCAGCUGGCGGGUCUGGCGCUGAUGGCGGAGAUCACGUCGCGGCGGCGGCCCACGGCCGCGCUGCGCAGGCGUGCCGCCGCGACCGGGGCGGCGCCACUGACGCUGCUGGCGCGGCUGGCAUGCAGGCGGCGUGCCACCUGCAGCAGGAGCAGCGCGAAGAGCACGAGCAGCAAGAGCAGCACCACAUGACCGCCACAACCAUCACCACCACGACUGUGUUUGAAGAGGCGGAGGAGGAGGAGGCGAUGGAGGCGGAGCAGCGGCCGCGGCAGAGCACCGGUGCCGGAUGGCGAACCCCGGGCGCCAGCCCCUCCAGUGAUGGCACUGGAGGCAGCGCUGGCGGUUCUGGCGGCCGCCGCGUGCGCUCCGUGCUGCGGCGCCGCGUGCACACCACCACGACCACCACUACCGCGCACCACCACCAGCAGCAACAGCGCCAGCAGCGGCUGGUCAAGCAGCAGCUGUUUCAGGACGGCGAGGCGGAGAAGGAGAACUGUGUGUCGCGACAGCCUGCCCAUGGCCCUGCCCUGGCCCAGGCGCCGCAGCCGAUGCAGUACAAGUCCGCUCCACAGGAGGUGCAGCAGCAGCACCACCACGAUCAGCGGCAGCCAGACCCACAGGAGGCACCUUACCAGUAUGACAUGGCGCCCGCUGCUGCUGCUGCUGCCGCUGCCCCCGCUGUCGCCGCCGCCACUGGCCGCGGCCGUCGCGGCCACGGUGCGAGCGCUCCUGCAGUGCCUCCAGCGCAGGCUCCACUGCUGCUCGCGGCGCCGGCGCCACCUGCGCCAGAGCCGGAGCCGGCUGCCGCGGCGGCAGCGACUAGGAAGCGAGGCCGCGCCGCAUCCAAGCUGCGCCAGCCGCCCGCGAGUGCGGCGCAGCCGCAGCAGCUGCCAGCUGGGCCCAAGGCACUCGUCUCCAGCGCUGGCGGUGGCGACAACGGUGCAUCGCCGCCGCUGGCGUUGCGGCGGGAGCGGCGCGCCCGCACAGCGCGCAAGCCGGCUGAUGAGUCGCCCGCAGACGCUGCGCCCGGGCCCGCUUCGGAAGCACCACAGCGAGAUGGUGGUGACGGCGGCGGCCGGCGCGGUGCCUCCAAGGCCACUGCUGCGACUCAGCAAGCUGUGCUGGUAACAACAGGCGAAGCCCGCGCUGCUGGGCAAUCGCCGUGGCUGGCGCAGGCGCUGACCGCGCUGCCAAAGCCAAUAACGCAGCAACAGAUGCAGCAGCAGCAGCAGCCGGCGCUACCGCCGCUGGUGCUGCCGGCAAAGCGUGCGGCGGCGCCACCCGCAAAGGCCCCGCAGGGCGAAACGCCCGCACAUCGCGCCGCAACGGCAGCCCCGGGUUCGGCACCGAAGACGUUUAAGCGGGGCGCGGGCCCAGCCGCUGCCGCUGCGCCGGCAGCAGCAGGCCAGCAGCAGCCGCGGGGCAGGCUUGGCCGAAUGGGUUCGGCGUCCGCAUCUGCAGCGCUGCAGCAUCCUGAGCGUAACGGUGGAGGCCUUGGCGGCAGCGGUGGUGGCAAGACGUCGGCUGCUGGCGGUGCCGAGGCAUGGGGUGUCGGAGAGCCCCCGUCGGAGCAGACGAAGCUGCUGAAGACGCAGGCCCCGGCACCGCCGCUACGUCAGGCUUCGCCAGCGCUUGUGUUGCUGGCGCCGGCGCAGCAGCAGCUGCAGCAGCAGUUGCGCCGGCAGAGCGGCACGUCAGCCGAGACAACCACGGUGGGCAUCAGCGCCGGCGAGGGCGGGGCCAUGGGCGAGGGAGCGGUGCUGACGCAGAUGCCGGUCAUGCCGCGCUUUGCCUCGGCCCCUGUGUCUGGCGCCGGCGCCGGCGCCGGCACCUCAAACCGCCACUCGAUCAAGGGUCCCGGCGUGGGCAAGUUUGCGGCGCCCGCUGGGCGCAGCAACACUGCCGCCUCGGGCCUCGUGCCGCCUUCGGCGGCACCAGCUGCGGCCGCUGCGCCGGGCGUGAUGCUACUGCCCAGAGCCAUGAGUGCGUCGAUGCCCCCUGUCGCGGGCGCCGGCGGCGGGGCGGCCGCGGUGGCGGCCCUGGGCCCUCAGCACCAGGCGGGUAACGGCGGCACGGGGGGCGGGGAGGGUGACCAAGAGGAUGAGGACGAGUUUGCCCGUGCCGUGGCGGCACGCAUGUCUCGGCACCGGCAGAAGCGCAUGCGGCUCAUGUUCACUGCUUCACAGCCCGCAGAGGCUUACUUCUGAGGCGUGGACGAUGCUACAAGGCAAGCGAGGUAUAGCUGAGUCCCGAGAACAGGAGUGGAAAGAAAGCGGCAGGGUUGGGACUGUGGACACGUACGCACGCUCACGCUUUUCUUUUUGCUUGUGCUAGCUUACUGGCCUCGGCUCUACAACUUCAUGUUCGCUUGUGCGUGUUGCGUUUUUUCAAGCACGUCAAUACAGCAGAUAACCGUGCGACUAGGCGUGUGGGCUGACGUGAUGGUGUGGUGAGCGGAGCACUGUUGAAAGGGAAUCAAGGGCGGAUGGACAGGAUGAACAGCCAUGCCAGCGGGCCUGAGAGGUGUGGAAGCGCCUUGGCAUACGGCAUACUGUUUUAUUUGGCAGAUAGCGUGCCUCAAUGUGCAGCAGGCAAGCCAGAAGGCACAAGGGAGGCUGCUGGUGGCGUGCAGCCUGUGCAUGCCAGCCAUGGCUGAUCACUCAGCCGGUUGCUUCCCUUACUUGCCCUGUCACAUAGUAGCCAUGGCUGAUGAUUAGCCAGGAUCAGCACAACGAUGUACGAAGACUUCACACGGGGGGAGACGCCAAUGCGUGUCUGGCUGAUGGUGCAAACGGUGCUACUGCUGCCUCUAGAUAGGGAAACACCGUGGGCUGGAUGGGAAGCUGCUGCUGCCUCAACCGUAUACCGAUACUGUAU